AUGUCUUCAGUCCAACGUCCAAAACCUUGGGAAGUCUCGUCUGGAACAUCUGCUGCUAGUCUUUCACCAUCUGCAUCACUACCUAUGAGCUCUACUCCGGCGGCGACGGCGGCGGCGGCGUCAUCUCCCGCAUCAACAAUUUCGACAGCAACUUCUUCAACAACCCCAGAACUUCCCGCUAGACCUACAUCUCUCACAACAGCAGCUCCUGCUUCAGCAGCAUACUCGCCGUACUCAGCUACAGGUGCAUCUUCGCUAACUGGGUUGGGAACUUCACCUUAUGGCACAACAUCGCCUUAUGGCACCAGUUUAGGCACUGGUAUUGGUGGCUACGGAUCAUAUGGUUCAAGCUACGGCGGUUAUGGCUCCUAUGGCACUGGUGGCUAUGGUGGCUAUGGUUCAUAUGGAGGUUAUGGUGGAGGUUAUGGAGGAGGUUAUGGAUCACGAUUUGGUAUGAAUGGUUUUAAUGGAGCUGCAGGCGCUGGCGCGCUGGGCCCUAACGGAUUUCAAAACAGCACACAGGCAACAUUCCAGCUUAUUGAGUCGAUAGUCGGAGCCGUUGCAGGCUUUGCUCAAAUGCUGGAAUCUACUUAUAUGGCUACUCACUCAUCAUUCUUCGCCAUGAUGUCAGUGGCCGAACAGUUUAGCCAUCUGAAAAACUCGCUGGGCUCGAUUCUGGGAAUUUUUGCUAUCAUGCGCUGGGCCAAAAAACUGUUAGCCAAACUUACAGGGAACUCAAAACUUAAUCCAGAUACAACUAUUGCAAAGUCUUUAAACCCUACCGAAUUUGCCAAAUUUCAAGUUUCUGGACCUAAAAACUCACCCAGCCGACCACGACCAUCUUUUAAGCCUCUUCUCUUUUUCUUUGCUGCUGUCUUUGGCUUUCCUUACCUUCUUAAUAAAUUAAUUCACUCUAUAGCUAACCAGGCUGAGCAGCAGCAACAGCAAAUGUUUGAUGAACACGGAAACCCUAUUCCACAAAUGCUAAUGGACCCCAUGUCCAAUACCCCCAUCGAUCCUUCUAAACUUGAGUUUUGCCGCGCCAUCCACGACUUUGUCCCUGAAAAUCCACAAAUUGAACUUGAGCUACACAAGGGCGAUCUCACUGCAAUUAUUGCAAAGGAAGAUCCAUCUGGAAACCCAUCUCAAUGGUGGCGUGUGAGAACUAGAGAUGGCCGCACAGGUUAUGUUCCAAGCACUUAUGUCGAAGUUAUCCCCAGACGGAUAGAAGAAGUUUCCACAGCCCUACCCCAAAAGGCUAUUGAAGGACAAGUCCCCAAAGCUAUUGAUGAUGAAUUAAAAAAGCCUAGUAGAGCUGAAGAAUUUCAACGACAAGGACUUUAA
Messenger RNA from Magnusiomyces paraingens, 1344 nucleotides. RefSeq lists its product as uncharacterized. The record is from RefSeq and is a predicted model, not a curated record. Bases 1 to 1344 code for a protein of 447 amino acids. Gene Ontology annotation, molecular function: protein binding. Gene Ontology annotation, cellular component: peroxisomal importomer complex; peroxisome; peroxisomal membrane. The transcript has a single exon. NCBI's taxonomy places the organism in Eukaryota, Fungi, Ascomycota, Dipodascomycetes, Dipodascales, Dipodascaceae. Gene Ontology annotation, biological process: protein import into peroxisome matrix, docking.